AAAAGUGAUAUGUACCAAAUAUGGAACUAUUUUUAUGAAUAGUGUCACCAUUAUUUUGCUGCAAAAUUGUACAUUUUGCAUGCAAUUCUUGUUUUCUUGAUUUAAAUCUUUGUUUGAGUAUUUUCUUGGGGUUUUGACUUAAUCUUUGUAGUAUCCGACACGUAAAAGAUUUUUUUGUUUUUUUUUGAAAAAUUAUUUGUUGGGUAGAUAACCAAACUCAGGCGGACAAUACAAAGCUGUCUGCAAAAUCCAAGUUCACAAAAAUAGUAUUUUCUUCUUUGUUUUGUGUUGCUAAAGAAUUAUUAGUAGCCUAUAUUAUCCAUAAUAGUGUUUUGUCAGCUUCUUUAUUGCUUUGGGGAGUGGAGAAAUGAAGAAAAUUUUAAAGAAUUAGUUGGUUUGAAAAAGAUAAGGAGAGAGGAAAAUUAGUUCUGAUUUAGGUAGAAUUUCUACUUGUAAAAAGAUUCUCCUCUUUUUGUGGUUAUCAUAACUUGGAAGAAAGUGGAAAAUUGAAGAAUUUUUCAAGAAUUUAGUUAAUGUGGGGGAAUGAGCUAGGCAAGAAAACUUUAUAUGUAUGAAUAGUUUUUUGUCAAUAUAAUUUCUAAGAAGGGGUUUUGCUUCUUUUUAUAAGAAGGGGUUGUUUAAUUUCUCUCCAAAUUCUUGAAAUAGUAUUGUUGACAAUAGUAUAUAAUUCAUUGGUGGAGAUAAAUCUUGAAAAAGGGGUGAUAUUAAAGGUUUAAAGAUUCUUUCUUUAUAUACUUUUUUGAGGUGUUUAGGGUGUUUUUUUGUGUAAAGAUUUGUGGGGUUGUAGUUAUUGGUGUUUAUUUGAAAGAAAAUGGUUGGUAGUAUUGAGGUGAAAAGUGGAAAUUAUGUGUACUCAAAUGGGAAUGUACACAAUCAUAAUGGCCUAGAGGAGAAACUUGAUGAACUUAGACAAAUUCUUGGUAAGGCUAAUGGUGAUUUGUUAAGAAUUGUUUGUGUUGGUGCUGGUGCUUGGGGCAGUGUAUUUGCAGCUUUACUCCAAGAUAGUUACGGCCAAUUUCGCGAUAAGGUUCAGCUUAGGAUAUGGAGAAGGGCAGGUAGAGCUGUAGAUAGAGCGACAGCGGAACAUUUAUUUGAGGUGAUCAAUUCAAGGGAGGAUGUGUUAAGGAGGUUGAUUAGGAGAUGUGCAUAUCUCAAGUACGUCGAGGCAAGAUUAGGCGAUCGGACACUAUAUGCAGAUGAGAUUUUGAAAGAUGGUUUCUGCUUAAACAUGAUCGAUACACCACUUUGUCCAUUGAAGGUUGUGACUAACUUGCAAGAAGCUGUUUGGGAUGCUGAUGUUGUGAUUAACGGAUUGCCCUCGACUGAAACACGAGAUGUGUUUAUGGAGAUCAGCAAGUAUUGGAAGGAAAGACUAACUGUACCAAUUAUCAUUUCUUUGGCAAAGGGUAUUGAGGCUGAACUAGAUCCAGUUCCUCAUAUUAUUACUCCUACGCAGAUGAUUAAUCGGGCAACUGGAAUACCAGUAGAGAACAUCCUUUAUCUUGGUGGACCAAAUAUCGCCUCGGAGAUUUACAACAAAGAGUAUGCCAAUGCUAGGAUUUGCGGAUCAGAAAAAUGGAGAAAACCACUAGCAAAGUUCUUAAGACAACCUCAUUUUAUUGUUUGGGACAAUAGCGACCUUGUAACACACGAAGUCAUGGGAGGCUUGAAGAAUGUCUAUGCCAUUGGAGCUGGGAUGGUAGCUGCGCUAACAAAUGAAAGUGCUACGAGCAAAUCAGUAUAUUUUGCACAUUGUACAUCGGAGAUGAUAUUCAUUACAUAUUUGUUGACGGAAGAACCAGAAAGGCUUGCAGGGCCUUUGCUAGCUGAUACGUAUGUGACAUUGUUGAAAGGUCGUAAUGCUUGGUAUGGUCAAAUGAUAGCUAAGGGAGAAUUGAGCCUUGAUAUGGGUGAUAGCAUUAGCGGCAAAGGAACAAUCCAGGGAGUUUCUGCUGUUGGAGCUUUCUAUGAACUUCUAAGUCAGUCAAGCUUGAAUGUGUUACAUCCCGGAGAGAAUAAGCCGGUCGCCCCAGUUGAGCUGUGCCCCAUCUUGAAGACUUUGUACAAGAUACUCAUAAAAAGGGAACAAGGGCCAAUGGCAAUUCUUCAGGCACUGAGGGAUGAAAACUUGAAUGAUCCGCGCGAUCGGAUUGAGAUUGCGCAGAGCCAUGCUUUCUACAGGCCUUCACUUCUUGGACAACCUUGAUCAAUAGUUCAUGCAAAAAGACUUAGAAAUUAAGCAAUGAAUAAGUAUAUAGACUGGUUCAAAUUGGAUGAAGUGUUAUAUGUGGUGAAGAAAACAUAUAGUAUAUUUGAUACUCAAUUUGUGCUGAUGAAAUUACCAAUACAUGGUCCUAUUUUCUUGAUAUUCAUUUUGAAUUUGAAGCUUAUUUGUUC
This is a messenger RNA of Nicotiana tabacum (common tobacco), 2418 nucleotides long. Its product is annotated as putative glycerol-3-phosphate dehydrogenase [NAD(+)] 1, cytosolic. Gene Ontology annotation, cellular component: cytosol. Gene Ontology annotation, biological process: carbohydrate metabolic process; glycerol-3-phosphate catabolic process. Gene Ontology annotation, molecular function: NAD binding; glycerol-3-phosphate dehydrogenase [NAD(P)+] activity. The record is from RefSeq and is a predicted model, not a curated record. Lineage: Eukaryota; Viridiplantae; Streptophyta; Magnoliopsida; Solanales; Solanaceae.